GACAAAACAAAAUAUGACCUGGCAACACUGAGAACAAUACUGAAUUAUAACCUCAUUUCACUAAAAAAUUUAAGAUUUUUGUAAGGUGCCUCCUUAAGGGUGCCUUAGAUAAUUGAUAAAUCAAUGAUGGAAAAUCAAGAUGAUCAAGAUUGUUACGUUUUCUUGGACUUUACCUUCGACAAAGUUCCUGCUGGACGAGUUGUAAUAAAACUGUUCAAAAACAUCGUCCCGCUUACAGCGGAAAACUUCCGAGCCCUAUGCACCGGGGAAAAGGGAGUUGGAGCUCAGGGGAAACCCCUUUUCUAUAAGGGGUCAAAAAUUCACAGAGUAAUUCCUCAAUGUAUGGUCCAAGGCGGAGACAUAAUCAACGGAGACGGUACUGGCGGCGAGAGCAUCUACGGAGCGUACUUCGCCAACGAAAAAAACGAAAAUUACAAUUUGAAGCAUACCGAGGAAGGUAUGGUGGGUUGUUGCACUAACGGCCCGGAUAAAAAUUCGUCGCAGUUUUACAUUACUACGGUUCCUUGUACUCAUUUGGACCACCAAAAUGUUAUUUUUGGUAAAGUCGUUAAAGGGUUGGACGUUAUCAGGGAAAUGUCUGAGAUUCCUAGAGUCGACGACGUUCCUGAAGAGGAUAUCUUAAUAUCAAAUUGUGGCGCAUUUGAGCCUAAUCAGCUCUGGGGUCUUGAAGAAAACGACGGUACUCCUGAUAUUUACCCGCCAUGGCCAAACGAUUGGGACAAUCAAUCAGUUAACGUCAACACUGUCAAACAGGUUGUCGAAAACAUCAAUCAAUCUGGCAACGUGUUUUUCUAUCGCGGUCAAUUCAAAGAUGCCGAAAGGAAAUACAAAAAAGUUGUCAGAUACAUUGAUUGGUUUUUGCAACAAACCCGUAGCAAGUCGUUUUUAGAUUUGCGCAACAACGCCCUCUUGAAUAUGACAGCUGUCAGUUUGAAGUUGCAAAAAAACAAAAAGGCUUUGCAAUACUGUAAUGAGAUUCUUAAAUCGUCUCCGCAUAAUGGCAAGGCCUACUAUCGUAGAGCCAGGGCCAGGUUAGCGUUGAAAGACUACGAUGAAGCACUACGAGAUUUGAAAUCGGCCAAUAGGCUGCAUCCGAACGACAGGCACAUAAAAGCGGCGUUCGAGACGUUGAAAGCGAAAAAGCAAAACUACUUGCAGAAGGAGAUUGUGUUUUGUUCGAAGGUUUUUAGCCAGUAAUAAUUAUUAGUGAAUGUAAGGAUGAGAUUUUUAAUAAAUGUUAGUUUUAUUUGUUGUAACAAUCAGAGCAGUACAAACAGAACAGAGUAAGUGCAGAUGGAACAGAAAUAAAACAGUCAAAAAAGUUUGGACAGUUGAACAGUAAGUGUACUUGGAACAGUCAGAGCAGAAUUACUAAAAACCCAAAAUUAAUUUUCAAAUCAGCCUACUGUUAUAGAGCCAAAUUACAGUAUGUUUGCAUCUGUAGAUUUGUAGUUCUGCAAAUGUGGCCGACUUGCAUAUGUGCUCUAUUUGCAGAAACUAGCAAAUUAUAGAAAAAAUCUACAAUUUCGUCAUAUUUAUCGGAAAAAGUGUUUGGACGCUACUAAUAUACCAGUUUUAAAUGUCAAUGUUGUCAAAAUGAUUGCAAGAACUUGCGGGACCGUUUCACCAUGCGCAAAUUUGCAGGCGACCUGCAAAUGCAUUCUGCUCCUGUAAUAACGAAAAGUCAGACUUGCAGGUGCUGCAUUUGAAUCUUGAUGUUGCAGAUCUUCUGUAAUUUCAGACAUAGUAGAUAAAUUAAUUGUUUAGUAGCAUAUUAGAGUAGUUCGAACAGUAAUAAUCGGAGCAGUGCAAUCGAAGAGAGUGCAGGGCCGUAUCUAGGGGGGGUUUUGGGGGUUCAAACCCCUCCCAAAAAAAUAAUAAAAUUCAACUUAAAAACAAACAACACUUAUUAAAUAUUUAUUUUUUUAUUUUAUUUUUAUAACUAGUGUAACAAUUUUUUUUGCCACUUUAUCUAACCCCCCCCAAAAUUUUGGUCUAGAUACGGUCCUGAGAGUAAGUGCAGAUAAAACAAAAAUUAAAGUAAUUGGAACACUUGGAGUAACUCGAAUAAUAGAAGGAAUUCAAAUAGAUAUAAGUUGUAUUCCUUUCACACCUAGGAGGAGCUCCGGGGCUUCACACGCUUAAGCCCGGGACAUAUCUAUCAUGCAUUCCUCCGAUCCGACUCCGAUCAUACAAUCAGGGUCCUUAUUCUUGGAACAGGGAGCAGCGUUCCCAGGAGAACGAGUGUUCCGUUGCUCCCCGGUUCCAGGAAUAAGGAUCUUGAUUGUAUGAUCGGAGUCGGAUCGGAAGAAUGUAUGAUAGAUGUGUCCCGGCCUUUAUUCCUUUCGAAAAGUGUUUGUCGUAACACGCAUCAGUUCCCUGCAAAUCGGGGGCUACUAAACACCGGAGCGAGUAGCUCGAGUGUUUCAAGCUCUUGAAAGGAAUACAACUAUUAUGCAAAUGGAAUGCUUGUAAUUUAAAUCGAGUAAGUGCAAAUGAAACAAAAUUAAAACAGUUGAAGUAGCUCGGACAGUUGAACAGAUCAAAAAGAGUCAGUGCAAUUGGAACAGUGAGUAGAAUUGCUAAAAACAAAUAUACACCACACAAAAAUUAUCGCAUCUAUCAAAGCAGAAAACAUAGAAAUGAACAGCCUAAUUGCAAAGUGGAAUGUAUGCCUAUCUGCAUUUUCCCGAAAAAAGUAAACAAGAACCUAAUAGAAGAAGAAACGACAUGUUUUUUGACUCGAAUUUUUCAGUUGAAGAAUGCCCAUUCAGGGAAUCCUUAAGAAAUUU
Ceutorhynchus assimilis (cabbage seed weevil) is the source of this 2813-nucleotide messenger RNA. The record is from the annotation of a GenBank genome assembly. NCBI's taxonomy places the organism in Eukaryota, Metazoa, Arthropoda, Insecta, Coleoptera, Curculionidae.